Messenger RNA from Saprolegnia parasitica CBS 223.65, 447 nucleotides. RefSeq lists its product as hypothetical. Lineage: Eukaryota; Oomycota; Saprolegniomycetes; Saprolegniales; Saprolegniaceae. The record is from RefSeq and is a predicted model, not a curated record. The transcript has a single exon. Bases 1 to 447 code for a protein of 148 amino acids.
AUGCUGCGGGCGCUUUUGCGGACUGGACGUCGCCGCGCCUUUGGGACGAUGACGACGAUUGAGAAGACGCCACUUGGUACUGUCACGAGCUACUACGACAGCCAAUCUGGCCAGCACGUCCGCUACUCGGAUGCUAUCCAGGUCCACGGUCUCCAGCUUCCAGCCCCAGGCGUCAAGGGCCUUGCCUCCGUUACGUUGACGACGCCGAUUGACGUGCCAGCCGCCGUCGCCACGCACAUGUACCUCACCUCAAACAUUGCGCCCCACGCGCUGGCACUUCGCGUCUCAUGCGCGGCCUCACGUCGCGAGUGGGACGAUGCCAUUGCCAUCGCCGCCGGUGCGACGUCUCUAGCCCGACCCGUCAAAAGUCACGCUGCUCGACCCAUUUUGCUGGCAACCCGUACGAUGUGCAGCUCUUGGGCUCGCUUCUUGCGGACGCCGGUGUGA